AUGUUCACCGGUCCGAGCCAGUAUCUUUCCAUCCACCUCCCGAGCCCGACCACGGUCAGUUUCACCGUUUCGACGCGACAACCUUCGCAAGCCUGGUCGGUAAAAGGGUCGCCCUCACACUCCUACUUGCCCCGUGUCCCCGUCUUCACCCUUAUCAAGUACGCGCUGCGGGUCCUGCUCGUCCUGGGCGUUGUUCUCGUCAACCUCACGAAAGGACGGAUCGACGCGCCGCACUCACAACUCGACGCGUAUGUCGACUUGGGGCUCAAGCUCAGUCUGGCCGGCGGGACGAUCAGAGCAAUUGCUGAACACGCCGAAUGGUGGAUUCUGGGGCCCGUGAGCCUCGGUAUCAUCUACGCGUGCCUAAGGAGGGAUUAUGUUGAAGAGUCCCUCUUGGUCCUCCAAGGUCUCGGGAUCCAGACAUCCACAUCGUCGCGCUACUUCUUCACCGGCGCAACGACGACAUUCAUCCCCACUACGCAGAUACAGGAUAUCGUUAUCCAUGAAGCCUUCAAAGGGCUCGAAGUUCGAUUUUACCUGGCGGUGAUAGUCGAGGGGGCUACGGAGGUGGUGGUCGUCUUCCCGACUCUCCUCCCUCGUCGGGAAAUCCUCGAGGAAGUCUGGCGAGGGGGUCGGAAAUGCUUGUAUUCCGGCAUCCGCUGA
Molecule: messenger RNA, 663 nt
Organism: Cladophialophora immunda
Lineage: Eukaryota; Fungi; Ascomycota; Eurotiomycetes; Chaetothyriales; Herpotrichiellaceae
Exons: 3
Coding region: 1-663 (220 amino acids)
Biological process (GO): GPI anchor biosynthetic process
Cellular component (GO): glycosylphosphatidylinositol-N-acetylglucosaminyltransferase (GPI-GnT) complex
Source: RefSeq, a predicted model, not a curated record